This is a messenger RNA of Anthonomus grandis grandis, 2867 nucleotides long. Its product is annotated as beta-mannosidase-like. Lineage: Eukaryota; Metazoa; Arthropoda; Insecta; Coleoptera; Curculionidae. The record is from RefSeq and is a predicted model, not a curated record. Bases 65 to 2761 code for a protein of 898 amino acids. Gene Ontology annotation, biological process: glycoprotein catabolic process; carbohydrate metabolic process. Gene Ontology annotation, molecular function: beta-mannosidase activity. The transcript is spliced from 11 exons.
UACUUUAAGUGGCUUGUUGGUACGAAUUUAGUUCAGUGCCAGCUGAACGCUUGAACUGGCGAAAAUGCGUUUAUUUAUAUUCUUUUUGGCGCUUUUUGUGGCCCAGUGUCAUGGUCGAUCCAGUAUGACCCAGAGUUUGGAUGGUACCUGGGUUGGUAAGGAGACUGAAUAUUGGUAUGAAUUUCCUGUGACUGUGCCAGGAGGUGUAUACACCGACCUUAUGAAUGUCGGUAUUUUUGAGGACGUUUUUUACGGAUACAAUGAUAACUCUUCCAGGUGGGCUGGACAGAUAAACUGGACAUACGCUCUUAACUUUACUGUUGACGAAGGUCUUCUUGAUAGAGAUCACGUAAACAUCGUAUUUGAAGGAGUAGACACUUUUGCCACUAUAGUCAUUAAUAAUGUCACAGUUGGAGAAACUAGUAACAUGUUUGUUAGAUAUGUAUUUGAUGUUAAACCAAUUCUAAAGGCGGAAGGAAACAAUACCAUCAAAGUGUUCUUCCAAAGCCCUAUAGAGAGAGCGUUAAACCUCAAUAAUAAGCAACUUGAAAAAUACGUCAUCCCGUGGCAAUGUCCUCCAGAUGAAUAUAGGGGCGAAUGUCAUAUUAACAUGAUCAGAAAAAUGCAGGCUUCAUUUUCUUGGGACUGGGGACCAGCGUUUCCUUCCAUGGGAUUAUGGAAACCAGUAUUUCUAGAGGCAUAUGAUGAGACUCGCAUUCGUCAUAUUGUGACAAGAGUAAGCAACUCUGAAGAUGGCGAGAGCUGGGUGGUUUCUGUCGACACCUACUUUGCGUUAAAUGAAAAGAAACGCGUGGAAGGAUCUCUUAACGUAAAAAUUAACAUAGAUUUUGAAAGCAUAUCCAAAAACGUAGAAGUAAAUGAGACCGUCAAUACGAAUGGAGAACUUGUAAAAUCGGCCUCUUUAGUAGUUAAGAAACAAUUGGUGCAUUUAUGGUGGCCUAAUGGUUACGGAAGUCAACCACUGUACGAAGUUGAGGUGACUUUUGCUAGUGCCCAAGCUAGCGAUGACGUUUUGAGCAAAAAAGUGAAAAUUGGAUUCAGAACUGUUGAAUUGGUGCAAGAGACCCUGGAUACUGGAGCAACGUUUUACUUUAAAAUAAACGGAGAACCAAUUUUUGCCAAGGGAUCUAAUGAAAUUCCAAUUAAUGUUUUACCAGAAUUGGGGCAAGAUCGUCAAACAAUCAGACAUCUUCUUCAAAGUGCUAAGGAUGUUAAUAUGAAUAUGUUACGUGUUUGGGGAGGAGGGGUUUAUGAAUCGGACUAUUUCUACGAAGUAGCUGAUCAGCUAGGAAUUAUGAUCUGGCAAGACUUUAUGUUUGCAUGUUCCUUAUAUCCUGCUACUGAAGAAUUCUUAUCCAAUGUGGUCGAAGAGGUUAAUCAUAAUGUAAAAAGACUUUUGCACCAUCCUAGUGUAGUUGUAUACUCAGGUAAUAACGAAAACGAAGGUGUUUUGGCUGAUAACUGGUAUGGUACACAGGACAAUUACGAUCAAUACAAGAAAGACUAUGUAGCUUUAUAUAUUACCACUGUGCGUUCAGAAUUGGAUAGAAUUUCGGGAGGACAAGCUGUUUUUAUUAGUUCAAGUCCUACAAAUGGAAAUCUAACUGAAAAGGAAGGUUGGGUCGGCUCAAGUCCUGGAAAUCAAUAUUGGGGAGAUGUUCACUUUUACAACUACAUUCUGGAUCCGUGGGAUUCGAGCACCUAUCCGAUCCCAAGAUUCUGUUCUGAGUACGGAUAUCAAUCGUUACCAUUUGAAGAUGCUUGGAUGACUGCUACCAAUAACGUUUCCGAUCUACAAAUCAACAGUAAAUUUAUGGACUGGCGUCAACAUCAUCCCGAGGGAAAUGGAGAGAUGGCUCUGUUAAUUGCUGAAAACUUGGCGAUGCCCGACUCGAGUAGCGCAAAUUAUACCAGCGCAUUUAUUUAUCUUUCAGAGGUGUAUACUGCUCAAGCAAUUAAAGUUGAAACUGAACAUUAUAGAAGAUAUAGAAGUUAUUUGACAGAUGAUGGCAGAGGAAAAACAAUGGGAGCCCUCUACUGGCAACUUAAUGAUGUUUGGGUUGCUCCCACUUGGUCUAGCAUAGAUUACACCGGUCGAUGGAAAAUGCUCCAUUACUUUGCCAAAGACUUUUUUUCCCACGUCAUAGUCACUGGACACAUUAAUGGUGCUAGGGAACUUCAGAUAUACACUGUAAACGACAAUUUAUCACCAGUAGAGGAUGUCAGCGUUUUGGUGAGACUGUAUAAGUACAACAGCCCAGAUUUUAGGCCAGUUUAUGAAAAUCGUAUAAGUUUAAAUUUGGAGGCAGGAUCAUCCCAGCUAAUUCAGACUAUUCAGACUGACACUUUUUUGGCUGAACAAAAUUGUGACAAGAAUAGUUGUUUUUUCCAUUACGUUAUUCAUAAAAAUGCCUCGCUGACGGACACCGUUGCUAUCAGUCCAGAAAAUUACGUGUUUCCAGGCAAACUUAAAAACUCCGACUUAGCUCUCGCGAAUGUCCAGAUAUCUGAUGUGAAGAAAUCCGGCACUAAGACUUUCGUUGUAACAGUAACGACUGAUAAUAUCGCUCUAUUUGUGUGGUUGGAUUCACAUAAUGUAAGAGGCACAUUUUCAGAAAAUGGAUUUUUGCUAACCCAGUCGAACAGAACUGUGACAUUUAAAAGCAAUGAUGACGUCACAUUGGAAGCUCUUAAAAACGCUCUUAGUGUUACGCACUUAAAGGAUCCUAAAUAUGCUUAAUUGCUCUAUUCUUAAUAAUCAUCGUGUCGGUUAUAGUCAUGUUUUGUUUAUAUUGUUAAUUCAGAGGCUAUAAUAUUUUUAUCUAAAUAAAUAUAAAAAAAUUGAA